Messenger RNA from Myzus persicae (green peach aphid), 3214 nucleotides. RefSeq lists its product as uncharacterized. NCBI's taxonomy places the organism in Eukaryota, Metazoa, Arthropoda, Insecta, Hemiptera, Aphididae. The record is from RefSeq and is a predicted model, not a curated record. The coding region runs from base 354 to 2870 and encodes 838 amino acids. The transcript is spliced from 3 exons.
UAGGCGGCAGCUGCUGUAUGCGUACCCCACCAAUCACCAAUUUCGGUGGUGAUUUUGUGUACUACUCACGAACUGCUGUUGUGACGCACUGACGCCGUUCUAGCGUUCGGCCGGCCAUUUGGUUUCUGGUAACCCGUUUGCCUGGUCUUGCCGGCGAAGCCACAUUUUUUUUUUACCCGCCCGGUGUAUUUUUGUUUUUCCAGUCCUGUUUUGUGUGCGUUCCGUUCCCACUUCGCUGGCCACUGCGGUUUGACGUUCAACAGUUGUUGUGUAACGCAGUGCUGCGUGCAGGCGUGCUUGCGGCGGAUACCAACUCCGGCACCUUCCGUCCACACGUUUUUUGACCGAUCAACAUGACGUUGUCCCUAACCACUGGUAAUAAUGCCAAUAAUUAUUACAACAACAAUGUCGUUCUCAACCCGCUCGAGAUGUGCCGCGUUUGCCUGUCCGAUAGAGCUCAAGUUUACACCGACGUUAUGGGACCCGACGAACCGCAUCUGGUUCAGUACGUCAAGGAGUAUUACAAAGUGGAAAUUACAGGCGAUGAAGGAAAAUCUACUAAGUUAUGUCAAUAUUGCCUGGAACAUAUUGAUGUAUGGAGAGGACAAGUCGAAGAAGCUAAAGCAAACCAAGUGAUAGUGAAUUAUUUAGCUGAAAAAACAUAUAUGUCACCUGCACUAGCACCACCACCCCAGAUUGCGAAUAAACGAUCCUUGUUCGUUUCAAACAAAAAGAAGAAAAUAACACCAAAAAGGGCUAAGAGAAAAAAAAGAUCCUCUCCAAUACCCGAGCAUGAAACACAAUCGUCAUCUUCGUCAUCAUCCAUUGACAUGAUUCAAUCACCAUCAGAAUCUAUCGAACAAUCUGCAUCAGCAUCUAUUCACCAAUUUCCAUCAAUAGAUACAGAGUCUAUGCAAUAUGAACCAGAUUUUCCAUCCACAUCAAAUUCAAAAGAAAUUGUUCCAUUCGCUUCAACUUCUACAGAAAUUAUUCCAUUUGCAUCAACUUCAACAGAAAGUAUUCCAUUAGCUUCAACUUCAACAGAAAUUAUUCAAAUUGCAUCAACUUCAACAGAAAUUAUUCCAUCAUAUACCAUGAAUGAAAUUUUACCAGCAGAAACUUUUAAUCCAACUUGGAUUUCAAUGGAUGUUGAUCAUGAGCGCGCAUCAGAAAUGUUUGCUGCCAUAUCUAGUUCUUUUAAAGCAGAAUUUGUUUGUAUAUUUUGCACUUACCAGAAUGAAGAAGUAUCGCGAAAUGUGUAUAAACAUAUAUUAUUUUGUUCCAAACAUUCCAAACCAUAUGCCUGUCUCAUUGAAGAUUGUCACUCGGUAUUUCCCAAUAAAGAGGUCUUUAUUCCACAUUACCGAACUCAUUUGAAACUCGGCAGUUCGACUUGUUUGUGUCAUAAAUGCUUUGGUGUUUUAACGUGUUCUAGAAGAUCAAUUCCGUUUGAUCAUGUUCACCAGAAUUUAUCAGAUUCAUUCAAAUGUUGUUCUUUAACUUUCCCAUCAAUGGUUGAAUUAGUUCUUCAUAAACUUAUAAAUCAUUGUGCAAUUGUUGUCACAAGUAACAACCGAUCACGUACCCUACAAAAACCGAAUCUGACUAUUAAAAAAAUGGAAUCGAACGACCUAAAAGGUGGUUUUAAUGUACCUGACAAUGUACCACACAGUGAGAUAAUUAUAGACAACGGAAGUAUUAAGUGUAAUUAUUGUCCUGAUUAUUUUAAUACAGUUCUCAAAUAUAUUGAUCAUAGUUUGAUUAAACAUAGACAUUCAAUUAAAUUGAAAGAAAAAGGAAUAAAAUUGUGCCCUCUAUGUGAGUACAGUUAUUUCAAUGAACAAUUUAGCGAACAUAUUGAACACUGCACAAAUACCUUGAGAGUCGGUACAAAUUCAUUGAAUAGUUAUGGAUGUAUUCAUUGUAAAUUUAUUUUCACGGAUACAACACCCAGAGAAAUUCGCAAUCAUGUUCUGUACUGCAAAUCGUUUAAAUUAGGUAUCAUUAAUAAUAAACUUCAUCAAAAAUGUAACAAUUGUACUUUUACAAGUACUGAUGAUGAUACAUGUAUGGAACAUGCAAAUUCUAAUUGUUUAUAUUUCCAAUUGAAAAUGAGAUAUGCAAUGGGACCGGAUGAAAAAGAUAAAGUUGAGGAACGAAUGAAAUUUGCUAUGCAAAAUACACAGCAAGGGGCAAAUGAGAAUGAAAAUGAUGAAGAACUUGCCAGUUCAAAUACAGUUUGCAAUACAGCUAGACAAAAGCUGCUCAAAUUUUAUAACUUUUAUUGUAAUAACUGCGAAAAACGUUUCUUUGAUAUGACUAUCUUUUUUAAGCAUUUGACUGUGACAGGAUCUUAUUGCCGAUUGCAACAUUUAAUCUACUGCCAAAAAUGUCUAACUGAGUUUAAAACUGUGGAAGAGUAUCAACGCCAUUUACCCAGUAUGCCAGAAUCGUCACCAUUGUUAUCAAUAAAACAAGAAGUGUUUGAUCAAAAUAACGAUGAAGACGGCGAUAUUCAUAUGGAUGUAGUACGAGUCAAUCAUAGUUUUUGUCAUGUGAAAGUUGAAAUGAAUGAUGGAACAUAUGUUCAUAAACAAGAACCUCCAAAUUUUUAUGAAACAAGCAAUUUGCAAUAUCAAGAACAGGACCAAGAACAGGAACAGGAACCGGAACAAGGACAAGAACAGGAACCGGAACAAGGACAAGAACAGGAACAAGAACAAGAACAGGAACAGGAAGAUUCAAAUGUUGAUUACAAUAACGGUUUUGCAUGCCAAGAAAUGGAGUUAACCAAUGGUGAUAUAUACAUGCAAUGUGAAGUUGAAGAUAAACCGGAUUUGAAUAAAUUGUUAAUAGAAAAUGUGGAGUAACAUGUUUUUAUCACAUAAUUCCAAUAAAGUUAAACUAAACAUAGUUUUACUUACAAAUUUUUACUCGAUUAUUAAAAUUCAAUUCGGUAUUGUUAUUUAUAUUAAUUAAAUAAUUUCUGUAGUUCCGUAACCAGGUAAAUCCUAAUAGCUAUUAACUUAAAAAUUACCUAUUUCAUAUUAUUUUUUUUUCUGUUGAGAAAAGGAUUAUAUUAGUAAAUUUAUAAUCAUGACUUUAAGUACAUAGUUAUGAUGUAAGUAAUGAUGUAUCGUAUUCAUUUUUCAAAAGUUUCACUAGAAUACAUUUUAUUUAAAUACUUAAUUGUGUUAUUUGUUUUUAAUGUUGA